This is a messenger RNA of Periophthalmus magnuspinnatus, 1929 nucleotides long. RefSeq names its product syntaxin binding protein 1b (gene stxbp1b). Lineage: Eukaryota; Metazoa; Chordata; Actinopteri; Gobiiformes; Gobiidae. Gene Ontology annotation, molecular function: syntaxin binding. The transcript has 20 exons. Gene Ontology annotation, biological process: intracellular protein transport; neurotransmitter secretion; vesicle-mediated transport. Gene Ontology annotation, cellular component: plasma membrane; secretory granule. Bases 31 to 1845 code for a protein of 604 amino acids. The record is from RefSeq and is a predicted model, not a curated record.
GCGCGAGGAGCUGGACCAAAGAGGCUCAUCAUGGCUCCACUAGGACUCAAAGCCAUCGUGUGCGAAAAGAUUAUGAACGACGUCAUUAAAAAAGCCAGAGAGAAAGGAAAAUGGAAAGUCCUUGUAGUGGACAAACUGAGCAUGAGGAUGGUGUCGUCGUGUUGUAAAAUGACAGAUAUCAUGUCCGAGGGGAUCACCAUUGUAGAAGACAUCACAAAGAAACGCGAGCCUCUGCCCAGUAUGGAGGCCAUCUACCUGAUCACGCCGUCAGAUGAGUCUGUAGAAGGUCUAAUCGAUGACUUCAGAGAUCCACGGAAUCCACAAUAUAGAGCAGCACAUGUCUUCUUCACAGACACCAUCCCAGACUCUCUCUUUGGCCUGCUCACAAAGUCCCGCGCCUCCAAAGCCAUGAAGGCCUUGACCGAGAUCCACGUGGCCUUUCUGCCGUACGAGUCACAGGUCUUCUCCCUGGACAAAGUGGAUGCCUUCCAGGACUUUUACAGCCCAUUUAAAGCAGAUGUGAAGAACAACAUGCUGGAGCGCUGUGCCGAGCAGAUCGCCACUCUGUGUGCUACUCUCAAGGAGUACCCCGGGGUCCGCUACAGAGUAGAGUAUAAAGACUGUGCGACCCUGGCUCAGAUGCUACAGGAGAAACUGGACGGCUACAAAGCAGAUGACCCCUCCAUGGGAGAGGGUCCAGAUAAGUGCAGGACUCAGCUGAUCAUCCUAGACCGAGGCUUUGACCCUGUGUCUCCUGUGCUGCACGAGCUCACGCUGCAGGCCAUGGCCUACGACCUGCUGGGAGUCGAGAACGACGUGUACAGCUUUGAGACCAGCGGAAUGGGAGAAACCAGGACCAAAGAGGUGUUACUGGACGAGGACGAUGACCUGUGGCUGAGCCUGAGACACAAACACAUCGCAGAAGUUUCCACGGCAGUGACGCGAUCGCUCAAAGAGUUCUCAGCCAGCAAAAAGAUGAAGACUGGAGAGAAGACCACGAUGAAGGAGCUGUCCCAGAUGCUUAAGAAGAUGCCCCAGUACCAGAAAGAACUCAGUAAGUAUUCCACCCACCUGCACCUGGCUGAGGACUGUAUGAACCGAUAUCAAGGCACAGUGGACAAACUCUGUCGGGUCGAGCAAGACUUGGCGAUGGGCACCGAUGCAGAGGGUGAGAAGAUUAAAGACCCCAUGCGCCUCAUCGUGCCCAUUCUUCUGGACAGUAACGUGACGGUGAUGGACAAGAUCAGGAUCAUCCUCCUCUACAUCUUCCUCAAGAACGGAGUGACCGAGGAGAACCUGUGUAAACUGCUCCAACACGCCAACAUCCCCCCAGAGGACAGUGACAUCAUCUCCAACAUGGCCCACAUGGGAGUACCCAUCGUGUCCGAGGGCACAGUAAAGAAAGCCAAGAAGCCGGACCGUAAGGAGAGGAUCAGUGAGCAGACAUACCAGCUCUCCAGGUGGACCCCCUACGUCAAGGAUAUUAUUGAGGAUGCCAUUGAGGACAAACUUGACCCUAAGCUGUACCCAUACAUUUCCCAGAGACAAGUAACAGCCAAAGCCAGCGCCCCAUCGAGCAGCGCUCGCUAUGGCAACUGGCACAAGAACCGGGGCCCCACAGAGAUAAAGACGGGCCCCAGGAUCAUAGUGUUCAUAAUCGGAGGCGUGACUUACAGUGAGAUGCGCUGUGUGUAUGAGGUCACCCAGGCCAACGGCAAGUGGGAGGCGCUCAUUGGCUCCACUCACAUCAUCACUCCUCCGAAGUAUCUGAAGGAGCUGCAGCACUCGGACUUCCUGGACCCGAAUGCUCCUCCAGAGGGCGCUGAGGAGCAGCCUGCAGAAUGAACACAAAUUCUACUGGAAUCUUGACUCCAUCUCGCCUUCUCAAAGCCCUCAAACACCCGGAGAACGUCGACCGACUGACAAUCC